CGAAAACAUCGCUGUUGGCUACUGAGGUGUGUUUGCCAUUUAAUUUAACACAGAUUGGUUACAUUGUAUCGCUUGAAGCGUGGUUUUAAGGACACGCUCUGUUUUGAACUGGAAACUUUUCACCGGAAAGAAGAAGAAGUGAAAGUUUGUAGCUGUGAGGGGUUUUGCUGAGCUGGUUCGAGUUAACAUGCACAUGGUGUGUGGGAUGUCGCUGUACCGUCAUUAGAACGACUACAAAGAGAAAAGGGGAAUUCGUCACAGUAGUGCAUUAUCGCCAAACUAAAACACGCCACACACACUCCGUUAAGGCUAGCUACUGAGGACUUCGGGAUGGAACGACUUCGGAAACUUAGUUUAUCUUUGGCUUUGAUCCUGCCUUGUUUACAAUGGACAACUUGUUUCAAUCUGGAUAUUGACAAGCCCUAUGUUUUCUCUGGACCUGAAGGAAGUUAUUUUGGAUUUUCAGUGGAUUUCUUCCAGCCAGAUGCCAAGCAGUCAAACAUUCUUAUAGGAGCUCCCAAAGCCAACACCUCCUCACCUUCCACCGUGGUGGAGCGAGGGGCAGUCUAUACCUGUCCGUGGCAGAAGAGUAGUGACUGUACCCAAGUACAGUUUGACAAUACUGAUGAUCGUAAGAAUAACGAGGGGCUCCAGAUGGAGUUUAAGUCCAACCAGUGGUUUGGAGCCACGGUACGGUCACAUGGUGAACACAUCCUGGCCUGUGCUCCUCUCUACCAGUGGAGCACGUACAGCGUGUCAGAGAGAGAGCCUGUUGGAACAUGUUUCCUGAAGAAAGGAACAGAAGUUGUUGAAUAUUCUCCUUGCCGAUCUAAAGCCAACUCUCCAGAGGGACAAGGCUUCUGUCAGGCUGGAUUCAGUAUUGACUUUGUCAAGAAUAACAGGGUGGUUGUUGGAGGCCCUGGUAGUUUCUACUGGCAAGGUCAGCUGAUAAGUGAUGAUAUCUCUGAGAUCAUCACCAGGUUCAAUAGACAAUACUACACUCCUUACAGUAACCAGCUGACCACUAAGUCUGCCAGCGCUCAGUACGAUGACAGUUAUUUAGGUUAUUCUGUGACUGUCGGUGACUUCAAUGCUGACGGAGAAGAUGAUUACAUUACCGGAGUACCCAGGGGAGACAAAGCUCUGGGCUAUGUGAACAUCUUCAAUGGGAGGAAUAUGCAGUCUGUCCUGAACUUCACAGGAACACAGAUGGCUGCCUACUUUGGCCAUUCUGUGGCAGCGACCGACAUCAAUAACGAUGGGCUGGUGGAUCUGUUUGUGGGAGCCCCUCUGUUCAUGGACCGUGGUAGUGAUGGGAAGCUGAGGGAGGUGGGCCAGGUGUCUGUGUUCCUGGCGAAGGGAGGCUUCUCCUUCCACACACCCAUCACACUGAGUGGGACAGAGAUCUACUCACGCUUCGGCAGUUCUAUCGCCACACUGGGGGACCUGGAUAUGGACGGCUUCAACGGUAUGUACGAGGCCUUAACGACUUCCUCCUCUGGUAACGUCAUGUCUAACUGUCUGACAGACUUCCUCUCUGGUAACGUCAUGUCUAACUGUCUGACAGACUUCCUCUCUGGUAACGUCAUGUCUAACUGUCUGACAGACUUCCUCUCUGACUUCCUCUCUGGUAACGUCAUGUCUAACUGUCUGACAGACUUCCUCUCUGGUAACGUCAUGUCUAACUGUCUGACAGACUUCCUCUCUGGUAACGUCAUGUCUAACUGUCUGACAGACUUCCUCUCGGGUAACGUCAUGUCUAACUGUCUGACAGACUUCCUCUCGGACUUCCUCUCUGGUAACGUCAUGUCUAACUGUCAGACAGACUUCCUCUUGGGUAACGUCAUGUCUAACUGUCUGACAGACUUCCUCUCUGGUAACGUCAUGUCUAACUGUCUGACAGACUUCCUCUCUGGUAACGUCAUGUCUAACUGUCUGACAGACUUCCUCUCUGGUAACGUCAUGUCUAACUGUCUGACAGACUUCCUCUCUGACUUCCUCUCUGGUAACGUCAUGUCUAACUGUCUGACAGACUUCCUCUCUGGUAACGUCAUGUCUAACUGUCUGACAGACUUCCUCUCUGGUAACGUCAUGUCUAACUGUCUGACAGAUUUCCUCUCUGGUAACGUCAUGUCUAACUGUCAGACAGACUUCCUCUCUGGUAACGUCAUGUCUAACUGUCUGACAGACUUCCUCUCGGGUAACGUCAUGUCUAACUGUCUGACAGACUUCCUCUCUGACUUCCUCUCUGGUAACGUCAUGUCUAACUGUCUGACAGACUUCCUCUCUGGUAACGUCAUGUCUAACUGUCUGACAGACUUCCUCUCGGGUAACGUCAUGUCUAACUGUCUGACAGACUUCCUCUCUGACUUCCUCUCUGGUAACGUCAUGUCUAACUGUCUGACAGACUUCCUCUCUGGUAACGUCAUGUCUAACUGUCUGACAGACUUCCUCUCGGACUUCCUCUCUGGUAACGUCAUGUCUAACUGUCAGACAGACUUCCUCUUGGGUAACGUCAUGUCUAACUGUCUGACAGACUUCCUCUCUGGUAACGUCAUGUCUAACUGUCUGACAGACUUCCUCUCUGGUAACGUCAUGUCUAACUGUCUGACAGACUUCCUCUCUGGUAACGUCAUGUCUAACUGUCUGACAGACUUCCUCUCUGGUAACGCCAUGUCUAACUGUCUGACAGACUUCCUCUCUGACUUCCUCUCUGGUAACGUCAUGUCUAACUGUCUGACAGACUUCCUCUCUGGUAACGUCAUGUCUAACUGUCUGACAGACUUCCUCUCUGGUAACGUCAUGUCUAACUGUCUGACAGACUUCCUCUCGGGUAACGUCAUGUCUAACUGUCUGACAGACUUCCUCUCGGGUAACGUCAUGUCUAACUGUCUGACAGACUUCCUCUCGGGUAACGUCAUGUCUAACUGUCUGACAGACUUCCUCUCUGGUAACGUCAUGUCUAACUGUCUGACAGACUUCCUCUCUGGUAACGCCAUGUCUAACUGUCAGACAGACUUCCUCUCGGGUAACGUCAUGUCUAACUGUCUGACAGACUUCCUCUCUGGUAACGUCAUGUCUAACUGUCUGACAGACUUCCUCUCUGGUAACGUCAUGUCUAACUGUCAGACAGACUUCCUCUCUGGUAACGUCAUGUCUAACUGUCUGACAGACUUCCUCUCUGGUAACGUCAUGUCUAACUGUCAGACAGACUUCCUCUCUGGUAACGUCAUGUCUAACUGUCUGACAGACUUCCUCUCGGGUAACGUCAUGUCUAACUGUCUGACAGACUUCCUCUCUGGUAACGUCAUGUCUAACUGUCUGACAGACUUCCUCUCGGGUAACGUCAUGUCUAACUGUCUGACAGACUUCCUCUCGGGUAACGUCAUGUCUAACUGUCUGACAGACUUCCUCUCUGGUAACGUCAUGUCUAACUGUCUGACAGACUUCCUCUCUGGUAACGUCAUGUCUGACAGACUUCCUCUCUGUUUCAAAGUGAAGUACUGUCUUAAGGCGAGUGGAAGAGGUGCACCAGCCUCACUGAAGUUCCAGGUUUACCUUGUCCUGGACAGACUCAAACACAAGGGGGCGACAAAGAGAGUUCUGUUCCUCCACAGCAAAACGUCCCAGUACACGAAAAACAUGACGGUCAGCAACGGCCAAGGACCAGCCUGCGAGGAGCAAGAAGCCUUCCUCAUAGAUGACUCUGAGUUCCGGGACAAGAUCACUCCCAUCUCUGUGUUCAUGGAGUUCAGCCUGGACUACCAGCAGGCUGCAGAUAAGACCGGUCUACUGCCUAUCCUGGAGCAGACUACCCCCACCAACAUCUCCAAACAAGCCCAUGUCCUACUGGACUGUGGAGAUGACAACAUCUGCAAGCCAGACCUCAAGCUGUCUGUAGUGAGUGACCAGAAGCAGAUCUACAUAGGAGAUGACAACCCCUUGACCCUGGAGGUGACAGCGGAGAACCGAGGAGAGGGGGCGUACGAGGCAGAGCUACAUGUCUUCCUUCCUCCCCAGGCUGACUUCACUGGGGUCGUACGCAACAGUGAGACUCUGUCUAGAUUAUCCUGUGCCUACAAGACAGAGAACCAGACCAGGGUGGUGGUGUGUGACCUGGGGAACCCUAUGAAAGGAGGAAUUAAGGUGCUGGCCGGACUCCGCUUCAGUGUUCAUCAGCUCUCAGAGCAGGACACGUUUGUCAAGUUUGACCUGCAGAUACAGAGUUCCAACCAGUUCAACAGCACCAGCAGUCUGGUCUCCAGCAUCACACAGCUGGCUGUUCUGGCCAAUGUGGAUAUCAGAGGGGUGGCGGCUCCUGACCAGGUCUUCCUGCCCAUCGCUAACUGGAAGCCCAAAGAGAACCUUGUCGUAGGAGACGACAUCGGUCCAGAAAUACAGCACAUCUAUGAGUUGCGUAACAGAGGUCCCAGUACCUUCAGCAAGGCCAUGCUGGACAUCGAGUGGCCCUACAGGUUCAACAACGGCUCUCUGCUCUACAUCACUAAACUAGAGGUGGACGGAGGCAUGAACUGCAGUACAGACAUGGAGAUCAACCCACUCAAUGUCUCAAAUCCUCUGUCAGGAGAGACAAAUGGUUCAGCUUCCACCAGUGGAGACAACACAGAGGGCAGGAACAGAAACCAUGUUCACCGCAGAGAGCUGGCGAGGAAAGAGAUGGAGGGAGACCUGGAAACUCUGGACUGUUCGAAGGCCCAGUGCCUGAAGAUCCGGUGUCAGAUGGGCCGUCUGGAGAGAGGUCAGAGUACAACCUUGUACAUCUACUCCAGACUGGGAGUGGCCACCUUCCUCAAGACUGAGAGCCAGAACCGAUCGUUCACCGUGAGAUCCUCCGCUUCCUUCAGCGUCAUAGAGAUGCCUUAUAACAAGAACCUGGUGUCUGAGCUGCCCUCCAACGCUAUUACGGUCAGUAUGUCAGUGAUCUGGGUGAAAUCUGAUCCUGAACCUGUCCCUGGGUGGGUGGUGGCCCUGGCUGUGCUGGCAGGACUGCUGCUGCUGGCUCUGCUGAUCUUCAUCAUGUAUAAGCUGGGUUUCUUCAAGCGUGUACGCCCCCCUCAGGAGGACAACACGGAGAAGGAACAGCUGGCACCGCAGGAGAAUGGUGACAGGAACAAUGAAGCCUGAGACCUCCAGCAACCCCCUAGAGGUCUCCAGACUUCAAUGCAACACCAGGACCAUCAUCUACACAGUAUCUCACGAGUAGAACAUUUUGCAAAUCACAAAAAAAAAAAGAGUCCCAUCUAGCCAGCAGAUAUUUAGGAGACCUCAUGCGCUGUCCUAACCAGUUAACAGUUACCAGUUGGUGUCUUGAUAAUAGAAAAAGGCAGCUUAGUCUGUGGUUCCUGCACCAUAGACAGAUUCCUGCACCAUAGACAGGUUUCUGCACCAUAGACAGAUUCCUGCACCAUAGACAGGUUCCUGCACCAUAGACAGGUUUCUGCACCAUAGACAGGUUCCUGCACCAUAGACAGGUUUCUGCACCAUAGACAGGUUUCUGCACCAUAGACAGGUUUCUGCACCAUAGACAGGUUCCUGCACCAUAGACAGGUUUCUGCACCAUAGACAGGUUUCUGCACCAUAGACAGGUUCCUGCACCAUAGACAGGUUUCUGCACCAUAGACAGGUUCCUGCACCAUAGACAGGUUUCUGCACCAUAGACAGGUUUCUGCACCAUAGACAGGUUUCUGCACCAUAGACAGGUUCCUGCACCAUAGACAGGUUUCUGCACCAUAGACAGGUUCCUGCACCAUAGACAGGUUUCUGCACCAUAGACAGGUUCCUGCACCAUAGACAGGUUUCUGCACCAUAGACAGGUUCCUGCACCAUAGACAGGUUUCUGCACCAUAGACAGGUUUCUGCACCAUAGACAGGUUUCUGCACCAUAGACAGGUUUCUGCACCAUAGACAGGUUUCUGCACCAUAGACAGGUUCCUGCACCAUAGACAGGUUCCUGCACCAUAGACAGGUUUCUGCACCAUAGACAGGUUCCUGCACCAUAGACAGGUUUCUGCACCAUAGACAGGUUUCUGCACCAUAGACAGGUUUCUGCACCAUAGACAGGUUCCUGCACCAUAGACAGGUUUCUGCACAAUUGACAGUCAAUUACUUUUGAGUUGAAAGAAUGUUUAGCUAUUUCUUUGAUCAACCCAUAAAUAAUCUAGACUUACAUCUGUCGCUGUUGACAACGAUUUCACAAGAGGCCUAAUUCACAUGAUAUGACUAAAUAACUAUAGCCACUAGGCCAGGGCUGCCCAACCCUCUUCCUGGAGAUCUACUGUCCUGUAGGUUUUCAGUCCAACCCUCUUCCUGGAGAUCUACUGUCCUGUAGGUUAUCAGCCC
Molecule: messenger RNA, 6360 nt
Organism: Salvelinus namaycush (lake trout)
Lineage: Eukaryota; Metazoa; Chordata; Actinopteri; Salmoniformes; Salmonidae
Product: integrin alpha-V-like
Exons: 35
Coding region: 331-5145 (1604 amino acids)
Biological process (GO): angiogenesis; integrin-mediated signaling pathway; cell-cell adhesion
Cellular component (GO): integrin complex; external side of plasma membrane
Molecular function (GO): integrin binding
Source: RefSeq, a predicted model, not a curated record